Messenger RNA from Puntigrus tetrazona (Sumatra barb), 1581 nucleotides. RefSeq names its product pinhead (gene pnhd). The coding region runs from base 115 to 1146 and encodes 343 amino acids. NCBI's taxonomy places the organism in Eukaryota, Metazoa, Chordata, Actinopteri, Cypriniformes, Cyprinidae. The record is from RefSeq and is a predicted model, not a curated record. The transcript has 7 exons.
CGCGGGCGCCAGGUGUGGAGGACGUGCUCUUUGAUCCUAACAGCAGGCAUUAGAGUCAUGGAAAUUUGAUUAGUUCUCUCCCAUUCCCCUCACACGCUCGUCACGCUGGUAUAAAUGUCCCGGAGGAGCACGACUGAAGACACAGACCUGACGUGGUGUGUGUGUGUGUGUGUGUGUGUGUGUUUGAAGAGCAUUGCUAUGGAUUCACUGGUGUUUCUUCUGCUCUGCACCGUCCAUCCGACCUUCACAGCUGUUUUAGGUAAAAACACAGAAUCCAGAAACCUGUUCACAGAGAGAGCCUGCUGCAGACGCCAAAGUCACAUCAUCUACAUCGGCAAAGAUAUUUCUGGCAGCCCUGUGAAUGUUGAUGUGGGCGUGUGCAGGACGCACUGUGGCCAAUCGGUGCGCUCGGCAUCGCUGGAGGCGGGGCUAAGAGCCUCCAAGUACUCCUCAAUGCUCGAAUUCCUGAGACACAAAAAGAUGAGGCGUCUGGAUCAGUCCUCGGGAGCGUCAGACUCCUUCGCCGGCUCCCCGUCCUGCGGCCUGAGCUCCACCUGUGAGCCGGCCGGGGUUCGAGUGGACCGCGUGAUGCUGUACGAAGGUCUGCGGGAGGUCGAGGUCAUCGAGGACUGCCACUGCGAGGCCAAAACGAGCCAGUGUGUCCGGGCGCCGUCGCUGAAGACGUUCUACUCUGAGACUCCGUACGAGACUGUCGUAGACGCGGGCAAAUGCGUCGGAUCCAAAGGGGCACCGGAGGGUUUUUCGUGCGUGCCGACUAAGUUUGAUUCCACCUUCAUUGAAACUCCAAACAAAGUAGAGCUGAUCCAAACGGUGGCCCAGUGCAAACUAAUGGAGGGAUGUUACCGAAUCCCGUACGUAGAGUAUCACUACGAGAUCACGUACAACGACGACGGAGUCAAAGCAGAAAGUCUGAGGGAAAUAGAUGUCGGCAGAUGUUUGGGAAGCUGCACCUCGGGGAGCCGCUGUCUUCUCAGGAGCGCGUCCGAUCUCGGUGAAUGUCUGCUGUGGGCCGAAGGACAGAGCAACGCUUGUGUUCCUCAAGACUACGAAAGCCACACUUUCCUCAGCCAGCACGAGCACAUCCGCACCGUCCUGGCCAUCACUUCCUGUCUGUGCCAGGCUUAACCGCGGCGUCUUCUACCGGACGACCUUAGCAACUACAGACGAGUUCCUCUCGCGGAUCAUUCGCCGUUAUGUAAUAUAUGUAAAUUAUGUAAAAAGUAUUUUGUAAAUAAAAUCUAUGCCAGAAAGUUGCCUUUGGACUAAGCGGCAAAUCUGCACAAAACAGCAGAAGAAACUGCACAUGCAAAUCAUUUCUCAGUUUUCAAUCACGUUACAAAUCAACCAAUAAUUAAAGCGUUAGCGGGAAACGCAAAGGACAAAGAGGUGUCGCGUAUGCAAAACAGCCUACGAAAUACAUGAGUAUAAUAGGAAACCUGCAUAAUUAGAAUUAUAAAUGCAUGCAUUAGACUAACUUGUGCAUUGCGAUAUGCAACGUAUUUAAAGAGACAAUAUAUAGGUCUAAUUAUAUGCAACGUACAAGCUAAUAUUUACAUUUAA